Molecule: messenger RNA, 327 nt
Organism: Morchella importuna
Lineage: Eukaryota; Fungi; Ascomycota; Pezizomycetes; Pezizales; Morchellaceae
Exons: 9
Coding region: 1-327 (108 amino acids)
Source: RefSeq, a predicted model, not a curated record
AUGGGGAUAGGAGGAUCCGCUCUCUUAUUACAUAUUCAAAUGCAUCAUCUCUGGGCCGGGGGUGCUGUCUUUGCAGAACUUGUGGUUCGGUGUGAUGUGACCCCUCUGUCUGUUUUUUCAGCGGAGAUUCAUUGCUGCCUGGGCUGGGGGGCGCGUUGGAGGAAGUUUCGGUUCGGGGACAGCCCCUUGAUUCCUAUAGGUACCUAUGCCUCCCCAGCUCUGCCGUGGCCUGAGUGCAUCUCAUUGUCCUCGGCACAACUCUACUACGAGAUCUCUGUUUCGUUUUCUGGAAGGGAUUUGAUCUUUCACCUCCGAAAACAUUGCUGA